AUGGCUGGUAGCGGAACACCAAUUCUGGGUAGCCUGUUUGUAUAUGCCCCCAAUAAAGCAGCACCCAUCUUUUUUACGGUUGCCUACGCUCUCUCAGCGGUUGGUCAUAUCUGGCAGUGUUUUUAUUAUAAAUCAUGGAAGCUGAUCGGACUGCACCCAGUCUGCGCAGUGCUAUUCACAAUUGGCUAUGCCAUGAGGGAAUAUAGCUCCUUCAACUAUAUAUACACUGGCAGCAUGACGACCCUUAUCGUCUUCAUCCUUGGUCAGGUCUUUAUAUAUGUUUGUCCUCCACUUCUCGAGCUUGCCAACUACCAUAUUUUGGGAAGAGUGCUAUUCUAUGUACCUCAUCUUGCACCGUUCCCUCCAGGCAAAGUUGUUUCCACGUUCGGGUUCGUGAUGGUAGUUGUUGAGACUCUGAACGCGUUAGGGGUUGCUCUCAGUUCCAACCCGUCAUCAGAUUUGAGCCAACAACAUCUUGGGAGCAAUUUAACCAUUGCCUCGCUAUCGCUUCAAUUUGCUGUGAUAUUCACCUUUCUAGUGCUAGCAGGCACCUUACAUCGCCGAUGUAAUAAAGCCAAGAUCCGCUCCAGAUACUCCAGGUCCAUUACUACUAUGCUGAUAGCUCUCUAUAUAAGCAUGUGUUUGAUCCUAAUUCGCUGCAUUUAUCGAUUAAUAGAGCACCUGGGAAAUACGGCAGUGGAUCUCGAAGAUAUAGAAAAACUCAGAAACUUGAGUCCCAUUCUACGGAACGAAUAUUACUUCUACAUAUUCGAGGCUUCCCUUAUGCUCAUCAACUCUGUUCUGUGGAAUAUAUGGAACCCAUCCCGCUUCCUUCCUCCGGAUCACCGUAUUCAUGUGACCAAAAAUGGCAACGCGGAAGUUAUGGCAGAGGAUGGCAAGGAUAGUCGAUCAGUAUUAGCAAAAGCAGGGCAUAUCUUGACGUUUGGCAUACUUUUUGGCAGGAAGACGGCGGUUCGACCCUUGCAUGAGCCUCCUGAGACUGAGAUGACGCCUGCCUCAGGCGGUCGGCUAAGUUGA
Microsporum canis CBS 113480 is the source of this 1038-nucleotide messenger RNA. RefSeq lists its product as hypothetical. Gene Ontology annotation, cellular component: membrane. The record is from RefSeq and is a predicted model, not a curated record. Lineage: Eukaryota; Fungi; Ascomycota; Eurotiomycetes; Onygenales; Arthrodermataceae. The coding region runs from base 1 to 1038 and encodes 345 amino acids. The transcript is spliced from 4 exons.